Messenger RNA from Anopheles merus, 2528 nucleotides. RefSeq names its product sesquipedalian-1 (gene IPIP). The record is from RefSeq and is a predicted model, not a curated record. Gene Ontology annotation, cellular component: recycling endosome; early endosome; trans-Golgi network. Gene Ontology annotation, biological process: receptor recycling; retrograde transport, endosome to Golgi; endosome organization. Lineage: Eukaryota; Metazoa; Arthropoda; Insecta; Diptera; Culicidae. The transcript is spliced from 4 exons. The coding region runs from base 583 to 1620 and encodes 345 amino acids.
CGCCAUGUUAUACGGGGUGCCGCUACUUGACAGCGAGUCCAGCAAACACACAGGGAACACUUUUGGAAUAGAAAUAAAAAUAACAUGAGUUAACUGGCCAAGAAUUUAAGCUUUUAGGCGCGGCCAUCAACGUUCAAGUUCGGGGCUGUAUCCGCUAAUCUACCCAAGGCUGGCCCGGUAUCCGCACAAUCAAAUCAGAUAACCGCGACACUGCAUCAUCCCCGAUCAGAAAUAGAAAUAGCCAGCCGCCGCACACACACACACACACUGCCAAUCGACCGAUCAACAGCAAGGGAGAAACAUUUCCUGUCCGGGUGUGCGUGCGUGUGUGUGCUUUUUUACUCGUUUCUCGCUCGUUUUUUUGAUUUUUGUAACCGUGCAAAACAUGCGCUAGAAAAAAAGCAACAGUGAAAAUAGGGGAAGGACGGUGGUCCACAAAACGAGCCAGUUAAAAUAUCGAACGAUAAAGGGCAUCCUUCCUUUCCCGCCCCGAGCGGAGCGGGGCCGGUAUUGGAGGGCAAAAAACGCAUCUCCCGGAAACGCCCCAGCCUGUGAUUACCAGCCGCACUGCGCCGAGCAACGAUGAAGAUCAACGAGAAAAACCUGUGCACGUUCGCGACGACGCCACCGGUCGACCUGGAGGGCUGGCUGAACAAGCGGGGCGAAAUGAACAAAAGCUGGCAGCGGCGGUGGUUCGUGCUGAAGGGCAACCUGCUGUUCUACUUUGAGAAGCGCACCGAUAAGGAACCGCUCGGCAUGAUCAUCCUUGAGGGCUGCACGGUGGAACUCGCCGAGGAAAGCGAACAGUACUGCUUUCAGAUCAUAUUCCACGGGCCGAACAAUCGCACGUACUACCUCAGCACGGAAUCGCAGUCCAACAUGGAGCAGUGGAUGAAGGCGCUGACCUGUGCCGGGUACGACUACAUGAAGCUAAUGGUGGCCGAGCUGCAGCGCCAGCUGGACGAGAUCGAGGGCCAGUGCCGGGAGAAGGCGUCCGAGAUGGCACCGAUCCUGGCGCCCCCGAGGGCACCGCCCCGGCGCCAAAACCCGUUCAACAAACCGCUCACCACGGAGUAUGCCUCGAACGCAGACAUCGGCACCGGUGGUGGAGUAAGCGAGAAGGAACAACUCAGUACGAGCCCACCGACACCGCUAGCCCGUACCGGCAGGAAGGCACCAGCACCGCCCGCACCCAACACUGCAGCGCCAACCGUCCACUCGCCGACGAUGCCGGACAUCGGCAAGCUGUCACCGUCCGCCGAUCCAACGACUGACGGUGUGGUCAGUCGCAAGGCCACCGUAACGGCAACGAAAUCAAGCGACGCAAUCGCGUCGAUGGCGAACGGCGACCAGCAGCAGCGGCCCCUCGAGCGGGGCUCCGUUGCGUCGUUUUCGUUCGAAGCCAUGCACUCGGCGCUCGGCGUCCCGGUGCUGGCCGAUCUGUGCAAGUGGAACGCAAGCCGGCAGGAGCUGGAGCAGCAGCAGCAGCAGCAGCAGCAGCAGGAGGAGGAAGACAACAACAGGAAGCAGGAGGAGGACAACAGAAAGCAGGAGGAGUUAGGGACGGUGCCGAACGUGCACGACAAUCGGCAGUCGGCGGAAGCACCGGAAGUGAAAUAGAUAGUCUGCGCCCGAGAGCAGGGGGAGAGCGAUACGGGGCCAAACUCGCCACACCCUCCCGCUACCCCGCCCGGAGCUUAGGUUAACGAAACGUUAGGAAGCAUACACGCACGCCACGUGGUGUAACUUAGUGCGUUUAGGGCGAGCGUGUUUUACGCACGCACGCAACAAUAUUCCGUUGGUUUAGUUUGAUUUCUAAGCAUAGGGUGCUAUACGUUCAUUUGCCUUCGGCUCGUUCUGCAGCCGACAAGCGCUAGGCAAAGGCAGACAAACUAGAGAAGAUGCUUUCCCUUUUACCUGUACUGACACUACUGCACCUACACUUAUGCUAGUAAUGGUAGUUAAUUUUAGUUUGGCUUGGUCGAUGGUUUCACUGUUCUUUCUUUAAUUUAACUAUCAUCUUUUAACAUCCGUUUUCUGUUUUGUUUUUUUUUGUUGUUGCAUUUUUUACCACCUAAUCGCUUAACGCUUCUUUCCCCAUUCCUAUUGUCGUAACUCGUUAUGUUGUAUUUCACCCAUGUAGAAGAGUGUACGCUCGCUAAAUGAAUUAAUUAUUUAAUUAUUUUCUCACCAUCCCUCACUAAUGCUGCACCCAAAACUUACUAUAAUUUUCUUCUAUUCACACACAUACACACACACUUACGCACAAUCUCCCCCUCCACACAAACACAUCCAUGACCACGAUCAUCCAUUUUUCACACUUUCCUCUCUUUUCUUUCCACCCUACGACAUCAAUCAUUACAUUGCAAUGCGACACGGGAAAACCAAACCAGUGAAGCGUGCUCGAAAGCGUAAACCACUCGAAUCACACUUGUAGUAACAACACAAAACCCACAUACAUUAUUAUAGUAUUCAUUCUGCGUCGGAAGAAGCAAAACAUAAUAGACAUAUACACGAAACAAGCCAAA